Messenger RNA from Panicum virgatum (switchgrass), 1406 nucleotides. Its product is annotated as probable enoyl-CoA hydratase 1, peroxisomal. The transcript has 4 exons. Bases 386 to 1225 code for a protein of 279 amino acids. Gene Ontology annotation, cellular component: peroxisome. The record is from RefSeq and is a predicted model, not a curated record. Lineage: Eukaryota; Viridiplantae; Streptophyta; Magnoliopsida; Poales; Poaceae.
CAGCGAGAGUUCCGGAGGCUUCCUCUUUUCCCCUUUCUACAGUUGAGAGCAGGCGAAAAGGGCGACAGCGGCGCGGAAGUGUUUCCGGCGGCGAUUCCGGUGAUCCCCUUCCUCUCCGACGGCCAGUCCGGCGUCGGAGAGGAAGAUGGAUCAGGGAAUCGCCGUGCGGAUGUGAAUAGAUUAGGUAGAUGUCUAUCUAGGUCUAGGUUUUGCUCGGCGCGGGUGGUCGGCGUCAGAGCUAGGGUUUUCUCGCCGCCGGUUAGCGACGGCGGAGCCAGGUUGACUGGGAGUGGUGGUCGUCGGGAGCCACUUCGUCAGCAAAUAAAGGCCUCCUCUAGGGGCAUCGGUGCCUGCUGGAUUUCCUCCGGCGGCGUCACUUUGAGGUAUGUUUGCUCGGGAAAAAAAAGAAUCGGACCCGAUGGGCGCCGCAUCGCCGGACACCGGCGACCUCAUCCUGGUGGAGCCGGCGCGGCCGGGGUCCCCGGUCGCCGUGGUGACCAUCAACCGGCCCGCGGCGCUGAACGCGCUGACGAGGCCCAUGAUGGUCUCCCUGGCGGCCGCGUUCCGGCGGCUGGGCGCCGACGACGCCGUCGCGGCGGUCGUGCUCGCGGGCCGCGGCCGCGCGUUCUGCUCCGGGGUGGACCUGACGGCGGCGGAGGAGGUGUUCAAGGGUGACGUGAAGGACGUCGCCACCGACCCCGUCGCGCAGAUGGAGCUCUGCCGCAAGCCCAUCGUCGGCGCCGUCGCCGGGUUCGCCGUCACCGCCGGGUUCGAGAUCGCCCUCGCCUGCGACAUCCUCGUCGCCGGGCGCUCCGCCAAGUUCCUCGACACCCACGCCAAAUUUGGUAUAUUUCCUUCCUGGGGUCUUUCGCAGAAGCUUUCUCGCAUCAUUGGGCCGAAUAGAGCACGGGAAGUGUCGCUAACCUGCAUGCCUGUUACUGCUGAAAUGGCUGAGAGGUGGGGGCUUGUUAACCACGUUGUGGAUGACACUGAGGUGUUGAAUAAGGCCAUACAGGUUGCCGAGGCUAUUGCAAGGAACAACCGCAACUUAGUCGUGUUAUACAAAUCGGUUAUAAAUGAUGGGUUUCAGCUGGACUUGAAGCAUGCUCAAGCACUUGAGAAGGAAAGAGGUCACAAGUAUUACAGUGGCAUGACAAAGGAGCAAUUCGCUAAUAUGCAGAAGUUCAUUCAGGGCCGGAGUUCUAAACCAUCACCGAAGCUGUAGCUUGUAGAUGUCAUGCUCUGUAUACCAGGGAACGGUCUGUGUAUGGUAUUCGGCUGCUAUAAGCGUGUUCAGUAGUACUGAAAAUAAACGAUGCCAGGUGUGACAUCAUAUAGAGACUGUCUUAUGGAAAUACUGCCUUCUUGCAUUCAAAGUUGCGGAGCAGUGAUCCCCACCCUGCAAA